AUGUCGGACCCGCGAGACUCGUCCUCCUACUCCAUCCUGCCCCGAAUUCGCUACAACACUGUCGGUGGCGUCAACGGCCCCUUGGUCAUCCUCGAGAAUGUCAAAUACCCCAAGUACAACGAGAUUGUGAACAUCACCCUUCCCGAUGGCACGCAGCGAUCUGGCCAGGUUCUCGAGGCUCGAGGUGACCGAGCCGUUGUUCAGGUUUUCGAGGGUACCACCGGCAUUGACGUGAAGAAGACAAAAGUCGAGUUCACCGGCCAGAGCUUGAAGCUCGGAGUGUCCGAGGACAUGUUGGGCCGUGUCUUCGAUGGUUCCGGUCGCGCAAUUGACAAGGGCCCCAAGGUCCUCGCCGAGGAGUACCUCGACAUCAACGGCAGUCCCAUUAACCCCUUCUCCCGAGAAUACCCCGAAGAGAUGAUCUCGACCGGUAUCUCUGCCAUCGACACGAUGAACUCGAUUGCGCGUGGCCAGAAGAUUCCUAUCUUCUCCUCCGCCGGUCUGCCUCACAACGAAAUCGCUGCGCAGAUUUGCCGACAGGCUAGUCUGGUCCAGCAACAGGGUGUCACCAACAAGGGCGUGCAUGAUGGUCACGAGGAGAACUUCUCCAUCGUUUUCGGUGCCAUGGGUGUCAACCUUGAGACAGCCCGUUUCUUCACUCGCGAUUUCGAGGAGAACGGCAGUCUGGAGCGUGUCACACUCUUCCUCAACCUCGCCAACGACCCUACCAUCGAGCGUAUCAUUACCCCUCGUCUCGCCCUCACCACCGCCGAAUACUACGCCUACCAGCUCGAGAAGCACGUUCUGGUCAUUCUUACGGAUCUGUCCGCCUACUGCGACGCUCUUCGUGAGGUCUCCGCCGCCCGUGAAGAGGUGCCCGGUCGUCGUGGUUUCCCGGGUUACAUGUACACGGAUUUGUCGACCAUUUACGAGCGAGCUGGUCGUGUCUCGGGCCGCAACGGUUCCAUCACCCAGAUCCCCAUUCUGACCAUGCCCAACGAGGACAUUACCCACCCCAUUCCCGAUCUGACUGGCUACAUCACGGAGGGCCAGAUUUUCGUCGACCGACCCAUGUACAACCGUGGUAUCUACCCGCCCAUCAACGUUCUUCCCUCGCUCUCUCGUCUCAUGAAGUCUGCCAUUGGCGAGGGCAUGACCCGCAAGGAUCACGGCGAUGUUUCCAACCAGCUGUACGCCAAGUACGCUAUUGGUCGUGACGCCGCGGCCAUGAAGGCUGUCGUCGGUGAGGAGGCUCUGUCCAACGAGGACAAGCUGUCGCUCGAGUUCCUGGAGAAGUUUGAGCGCCAGUUCAUUGCCCAGGGACCCUACGAGGCACGCACCAUUUUCGAGUCGCUCGACCUCGCGUGGAGCCUGCUCCGCAUCUACCCCAAGGACCUGCUCAACCGUAUCCCCGCCAAGAUUCUCAACGAGUUUUACCAAAGGGCGGCGAAGGAGGCCAAGGACAAGCAGAAGCAGCGUGACCAGGUGCAGCAGAACGAGGAGAACCUCAUCGACGCAUGA
Verticillium nonalfalfae is the source of this 1521-nucleotide messenger RNA. It is a transcript of the gene VMA2, whose product is annotated as Vacuolar ATP synthase subunit B. The transcript is spliced from 7 exons. Gene Ontology annotation, molecular function: proton-transporting ATPase activity, rotational mechanism; ATP binding. The record is from RefSeq and is a predicted model, not a curated record. NCBI's taxonomy places the organism in Eukaryota, Fungi, Ascomycota, Sordariomycetes, Glomerellales, Plectosphaerellaceae. Gene Ontology annotation, cellular component: proton-transporting V-type ATPase, V1 domain. Gene Ontology annotation, biological process: proton transmembrane transport; ATP metabolic process. Bases 1 to 1521 code for a protein of 506 amino acids.